Messenger RNA from Prunus armeniaca (apricot), 2271 nucleotides. The record is from the annotation of a GenBank genome assembly. NCBI's taxonomy places the organism in Eukaryota, Viridiplantae, Streptophyta, Magnoliopsida, Rosales, Rosaceae.
AUGGCGAUAAUAUCCCCUGGAGGCUCCAAUAAUUGCCUGUUAUCUCGCCUCAGAGCCCUAAUAAAACAACAGAGACUCGUCCAUGCAUUGUCUGAAGGAGGAUUGCAAGCUCAAUUUCACACUAAAAUGGUGCCAGACUCGGUUCCUGACAAAGGCUGCAUUGAUAUGUCAAAAUGGAAAAAGUUGGAUUCGAGGAACCUUGGGAUAAAACCCUCCAUGGUUUCGCAACCCUCUUGGAUUGUCUUAAAAAUUCUUCAGAGUGAAGGGUUUGAAGCCUACUUAGUGGGUGGAUGUGUCAGAGACUUGAUCCUCAAAAGAAUACCUAAAGACUUCGAUGUGAUCACUACAGCUAAUCUUAAACAGAUCAAGAAGCAAUUUUAUCGUGCAGAAAUUGUUGGACGACGAUUCCCUAUAUGCAGGGUGCAUGUUAAAGGUUCUGUCAUUGAGGUGUCCAGUUUUGAAACGGUGGCAAAACAUGCUGGAAAAAAGGAAGCUGAUUCCCCUUGUAGGCCACCUGGCUGUGAUAAGAAAGAUUUCAUCCGUUGGAGAAACAGCAUGCAUCGGGACUUCACUAUUAACAGUUUAUUCUUUGAUCCUUUUGCAAAUAAGAUCUAUGAUUAUGCCAAUGGAAUGGCGGACUUGAGGUCCUUAAAGCUACGGACGUUAGGCUCUGCCAAGUUGUCAUUUGAAGAGGAUUGCGCACGAAUCUUGCGGGGUUUAAGAAUCGCUGCUCGUCUGAGUUUGUCAAUAUCAAAAGAAACUGAGACUGCGAUGCAUCGGCUUUCUUCAUCCAUUUUAAAGUUGGAUAAGUCCAGAAUAAUGAUGGAGUUGAACUAUAUGCUCUCUUAUGGAGCUGCUGAGCCAUCAUUCUGUUUGCUAUGGAGAUUCGAUCUACUCAAAAUUCUACUUCCCUUUCAUGCAGCAUACUUUGAUCAGCAGAGCAAAAAUAUGAAAACUGCUCAGAGUUCCACGAUGUUGACGAAGCUUUUCUCUAGUUUGGAUAAAGUGCUUAGCUGUGAUCGACCUUCUGAAUCCACUUUAUGGGUCGGACUGUUGGCAUUUCACCUUGCACUAGUCAAUAACCCACAAGAUGCUCUUGUAGUGUUGACUUUUGCUUCUGUCCUGUAUCAUGAAGAAUGGGAAGAUGGUGUUAAAUUUUCCAGAGACAAUGCUGAAGGGAUCGUUAAUUAUGUACCUGAGAUCUUAUGCUCAUCUGAAUUUAAAUCAGACAAAGAACUUGCAAAAGAAGUUUCCCAGUUAGCUUCUUUUGUGCUAGAUUCUAUUUCCACUUUAACUGCAACAGAGAGUCUUAUUGAAUCAAUGUCCAGAUAUCCUCUUUUCCCAUGCUCUGGGUUGGAGGUAACCCUUGUAGUGGUUCUUCUUAAAAUGUUCGUUGGAGUGCUUGUAUUUGUACCAAAGAAAAUGGCUGAAGAGGUUGCUGAAAUUUUUAAAGGGCUGGUGAACAUCAAAUCUUACAAUAAAGGAAGGAAGAGUUUUCAGAUUGAUUACCACUCACUUGGGAAAGGCUAUUUGAGUGAGGUUAGGUUUGUUAUUGGAAAAGUUAUUUUAGAAACCAUGAACAGUGGGAUUUUGCAAGGGAAGGAAGUUGUUCAGGAGUUGGACUGCCACCUGCUGCAGGAGAACGUUAAAAAUUACAAUAAGGGUAGAAAACGUAGCCUUAUACCAGAUACCCCUGAAGUAAAACAAGAGAUGUCCAAGAAACUGAAGUUGAAAGAACAGAAAUGCAAUCUGUUCAAGCAAGAUACAGCUAUCGUUAAGCAAGAGGUCGUUGAAUUGUGUCAAGCACCUCAGAGAGAGUUAAUUGCAGUUCUGGGAAAUAUGUUGGAGAAGAGAAAAUGUCAGUUACCGGAAGAGGAGGGGAUUAAGAAAAAUCAGGAGCUUUCUGAGGAUGAGAAGUUCCAGAAUAAGGGAGAGAAGAAGAUGUACUUGAAGACGAUAGAGAAGCUGCAGGAAUGUAUGCCACCUGAUAUGGCUACCAAACAGCAAUUAAACAAAGUUAAGAAGCAUAAUUCAAGUCAGGAUAAUUCAAGUCAGGUGGAUACCAUUAAGCUGAAAAACAUGUUUCAGAAGAAAACACAGAAAGUGAUCAGUGAGGAGAUUGUGGAAGACAGACAAGUAACAGACAAGGGGAAAGGCAGUCUACCUCCGUUACCUAGUGUCGUCAGCAGUGAGGAGAUUCAGAAACGCAAACAAGUAGCAGACAACAAGAAAGGCGGUCUACCUCGACUAUCUAGUCUCUUUAAGAGAUAA